Scutellospora calospora is the source of this 795-nucleotide messenger RNA. Lineage: Eukaryota; Fungi; Glomeromycota; Glomeromycetes; Diversisporales; Gigasporaceae. The record is from the annotation of a GenBank genome assembly.
AUGUCAAAACAAACAAGUACUGUAUUAUUUUUUGAAAGCGAAACAACAAAAUUUGAAAUAUAUAGAAGAAGAUCUAAUUUCAUAGAUUUUGCUAAAAAAUGUUCAACAGAAAUUGACGGUUUUGAAUUUGAAGAACCGAUUUUUGAAAAAUAUGAUGAACCUAUUAAAGAAUUGGAUGAAGAAGAAAUCAAAAAUGUUAAACAGUUAGAAUUGAUUUUUUCAAUUUGUGAAUCAAUUGAAAAAGAUAAAAAUAUUGACAAAAAAAUUAAAUAUAAUAAAGUUCAUAAAGCCAAAUUUGAUGAUAUUGAUAGAGUAUUAUCAUCUCCUUCUGAUAAAGAAUUUAAAAUUCGUACAGAUUUAUCAAAUAAACUUACAUCUAAUAUUAAAGAAGGAAAGGAAAUUGAGUUUCCGUUUUUAAAAAAAAGAAUUGAUAGUUUACCAGAUUAUAUUUUUCAACGAAUAGAUUUAUUAAAUACUGAUCAUAGUUUAUUAGUUAGAUCUGCUUCAUUUGAUUUUUGGUAUUGUAAUGUUGUUAGUCCUUUUGGGGAUAGAUCAUCAAUUGAAAAUUUUUUUAAUAUUAUUUAUACGAUUUUUGAUGAUGAAGAUAUAGAAGAUUUAUCUUUAAUUAUCGCAAUGAAUAAGAUAGACUUUGAUUAUAAUCAAUUUAGAAAAGUUGAAUAUGAUCCUAUUGAAAAUGUUAAAUAUUUAUUUGAAAAUAACAAUAACGAUGAUAAUGUUCUUCCAUUUUAUAAAUUUGAAAAGGAAGAAGAUGAAUAUGAUUUAUGCGACAAAUAA